AUGGAAGGUACAAAUAAUAUAGUAGAAAUACCAAUUGAAAAUUCUCACAAUCUUAGUAGUAAAAAGCGACAAAUUUCCUCAGAAAAUACUAUUACUUUGAAGUUUGUUACUCUCAAAAUGAAUAAAGUUUCAGAAAAGAUCAACAGUGCUGAAUAUAAUAAUCAAAAAACUAAUCAAGAUAUAAUUCGCUGCUAUCAUAACUUUGGAAAAGGAUAUAAUUUAUGGUAUGAUUUUUAUAGACAAUCGCAUAAUGAGGACACAUCUAAUGCUUUAGUUGAUGAUAAAAUUAGAGAGCAUAUCCUUGAUCAAGAUAAAUUACAGAGCAUAUCCUCGAUCAAGAUAAAAUUACAGAGGUUAAUCUUUGAAAAAGAAAAAGCCAAAAAGAUUUUUACUUUUUAA
Molecule: messenger RNA, 399 nt
Organism: Racocetra persica
Lineage: Eukaryota; Fungi; Glomeromycota; Glomeromycetes; Diversisporales; Gigasporaceae
Source: the annotation of a GenBank genome assembly